Molecule: messenger RNA, 3950 nt
Organism: Oreochromis niloticus (Nile tilapia)
Lineage: Eukaryota; Metazoa; Chordata; Actinopteri; Cichliformes; Cichlidae
Gene: unk
Product: unk zinc finger
Exons: 15
Coding region: 231-2669 (812 amino acids)
Biological process (GO): cell morphogenesis involved in neuron differentiation
Molecular function (GO): metal ion binding; mRNA CDS binding
Source: RefSeq, a predicted model, not a curated record
UAUCUUGAGUGUUUUAUGACUUUCACUUUAGUUUUGAAUCACAGCUUUAGUCACGUUAUAACUGAACUUCAAGUCCCAUAGUUCCGUGUUAUUAGUUGUCCCUUUGCUAUUACUUCCUCUUGCCCUGCGCAGGCUCACAUCGCCACAGAAUGCGGAUUUCGAAGCUAAUGAGAAUAGCUAGCCAGUAAGCUAAAAACAAGCUUCUUGUUGUUAGGGUUUAGAAGGGUACAAUGUCUAAAACGUAUCCACAGCCCCCGUCAUCUUCGGUAGCGACGACUGCCGGAGGACCCUCUUCGUCCUCUUCGUCUUCGUCUGCAGGGGGGUCAACAUCUCCUGCAACCGUGUUGAACGUGCAGCCCGAGAAACCUCAACAUUACACAUAUCUGAAGGAGUUUAGAACGGAGCAGUGUCCCCUGUUCGUACAACAUAAAUGUACACAGCACCGUCCUUUUUCCUGUUUCCACUGGCACUUCCUGAACCAGCGACGCCGCAGACCAAUACGCAGACGGGACGGAACCUUCAACUACAGCCCAGAUGUUUACUGUACCAAAUAUGAUGAGGGAACAGGCACCUGCCCCGACGGAGAUGAGUGCCCGUUUCUGCAUCGAACAGCAGGUGACACAGAGCGCAGGUACCAUCUCCGCUACUAUAAAACUGGAUCGUGUAUCCAUGAAACUGAUGCAAAAGGCCACUGCAGCAAGAACGGCUCCCACUGUGCAUUUGCUCACGGAUCACAUGACCUGCGCAGCCCUGUUUAUGAUAUCAGGGAAAUGCAGGUGAUGGAGUCUCAAGGAGGCUCAGGGACCACGGAAGGAGGUGGAGGAGAUGGGCAGUCGGGACAGGCAGCGAGUACAGCCCUCAUAGAGAAGAUCUUGAGUGAGGAGCCACGCUGGCAAGAUAAUGACUACGUGCUGUCCCAUUACAAGACAGAGCUCUGUAAGAAACCACCUCGCCUGUGUCGUCAAGGUUAUGCCUGUCCGUAUUAUCACAACAGCAAAGACAGGAGACGCAGCCCACACAAGCACAAAUACAGAGCGUUGCCAUGUCCUGCGGUGAAGCAAAGUGAAGAGUGGGGAGAUCCCAGUAAAUGUGAGGGAGCUGAGUCAUGUCAGUACUGCCACACGAGAACAGAACAACAGUUCCACCCAGAGAUCUAUAAAUCCACCAAGUGCAAUGACAUGCAGCAGUGUGGCAGCUGUCCCAGAGGGCCCUUCUGUGCCUUUGCUCAUGUUGAAAAGCCUUUUGUUCCAGAGGAGCCAUCAUUCCCCAACCCCAGCUCCCCUCCACCCCCUAGGCCUCCAGACCCUAUUCCUGUCCAGGAGGUUUCUGCCAGUCCCGGUAGUCACAACAUGGGGUCUUGCUCUAUCUCGGACCCCUUCUCUCCUUCUGCAGGCUCAUGUGUAGCAGAGCAGGGCUUGCUUGGUAGCGUUUUGUCUCUGUGUGAGGACAUGAGUGGAUCUGCAGAGCCUCAGUCUCCGUGGGCGGGAGAGGGAGGAUACGGCAGGGCACCUGGGUUUGAGAGGGAAGAUCAGGCCAAGCAAAGGGGUUUUGCUCUAGAGCAGCGACACAGAGAACUAGCAUCAACUCAGAACAAACAGGACCUUCAGGUGUUUUUGCCAGUUGGCAGCCCUUUGAGUCUGUCCUCCAGUAUCCCCUCUAGUCUGGCAGCCACACCGCCUAGCCCUGCUCCUCUUGGACCCCCAGGAUCCAGCAUAUCCUCUGGAAUGAAUGCUAAUGCCUUGCCCUUUUACCCGACUAGUGAAACGGUGGAAUCAGUUGUUGAAUCAGCCCUGGAUGAUCUCGACCUGAAUGACUUUGGUGUGUCGGCGUUGGAGAGAAGCUUGGAGAGCAGCUCCGCCCUGCCCAGUGUGGGAGUCAUGCUGGGAGGUAGCCAGCUUCAGAGUUCUGCCCCAGUGAACAUCCCAGGGUCUUUUAGCAGCUCCGCUGCUUUUAGCUCACCUUCACCAUCUCCCCCAGUCAGGCCGCAUGCUUCACCGUUCUUCUCUACUCAUCUGUCCCAACCUGGCCAAUCAGAGAGCAGCUUCCUGGGACCAUCUCAUAGCUCUUUAGGUCUGAAUGGUAUGAGUACUAAUAUCUGGGAGCAUUUCCCAUCAGGCCAGGGGUCUCCUGGUACACCUCCUACCCUGCUGCCCUCUGCUCCCUGUGCAGAGACCUCCAGGCUCAAACAGGAGCUGGAGGAAGCUCACAGGACACUGAAGCACUGGGGUCACAGCUGGAGACACACAGCUCAGUCGUUUGCGGCACUGAAAGCGGAUGCAGAGGAGUCACGUGCCCAUGCAACGCGGUUAGCCGUGGAAGCAGAAAGAGCCAGGCAGGCUGAGGAGGAGGCGCAGAGACAAGCUACUCUCCUGCAGGAGGCGCUGGAGAGCUUAAGAAGCGGAGAUAAUCCUCAUCUGUCACUGCACCAACUCCAGCUACUACACCGGCUGCCGUUGGAAUCAGUCCUCAGUUUACAGGCUCAGCUUUGUACCUGCUUACAUGCUGUGGAACAGGUGGUGUACAGGAAACAGAGACAGUGCUGCGUGACGUGUGGAGAGCAGGGCUCGGUGUCGCUGCCCUGUGGCCAUGGACUACAGUGUGAGAGCUGCUCCACUUCUACAGAUUGCCCACUGUGCCCUGAACAGAGCCUGGAACAGCAGCUCUCUUGACCUCACAAUUCAGUGGGACCACCACAGAUUCCAGACCAGUCAGUCCUGAUUCCACAGACACCAGCCUCGAAUUGUGGCAACAGUUCAGAAUUACCCAGAGGUCAUUUUGUUAUUUGGUAACAAAUCAAGCACUGACCUAGUUGUGUACUUCUAAGAUGAGAUUUACUUACAAAUUGCCAGCUUGGUGAGCUGUAGUCACUAAGUAAAAGCUCUUAAUGUGGAACUUUGAAUAAUGUUUCCAGUGUUACCAGUGGAACAAUUUCUUUUCUUUUUUUUAUCUAGAUGAUGCUUUUGACCAGCAACACUGUUCUUUCCACCUGCCCUUGAGUUGUGAAAAUCACUUUAAGACCUGCUGUCAUUUCUUGUGUAACCCUAGCUAUGAAACAUUUACACAAAUAGUUCUCAAUUAUGUUUUUUACUCUGAACAGAGUGUUUUCCAUCCAUGUGCAACAGGUCAGCAAUUUAUUUUACUUUAUUUGUUUUAUUUAUUGUUUAAUAUUUUUGAGCCAUCCUAACAAAAAUCAAGAGGUCUGAAUGAGAACACUUAAAGGGCAUGGUUAGUUUCAUCUAGCAACGAGUCUAUAUUGUUACAGUCAAAAAGAGGAUAUCCCAGUCUACUGAGAUCACAUUUCUAGAUUUUGCUGCAUUUUUUUUCUCCCUCUCUUUAGCUAAGCAAAAUUAUUUACUGGUCAUUAUUAACAGAAAUGUAAAAACAAUAGUAGGAAUAUUUGUUUGAAUUUACAACAGAUGGCCUCUGUUUAAAGCACUCAGGUUUUCUCUAAUAUUCUUCUACAUAAACUGGAAGAAUAAGCAUGUUAACACAAUCGAGGCAAACAUAGUCAACUUGUGUACUCUUUGAAAAGACAUAUUUUUAAUUUUUACUUUUUCAUGUUAACUCAGACAUAAGUAUUUUUAUUAAAACUGGCCCCAUUGCUGUGUUUAAAUCAACGCGCAACAGGUUUCUCUGCCAAUAUUUUAGCAUUUGUAGUAAUCUUUGACAUUUCAGCGUCAAAUGUAGUCUUAUAUAAUAUAUAUAUAUAUAUAUACACAUACACACACACACACACACACACACACACACACACAUAUGGAUACACACACACACACAUAUGGAUACACACACACACACACACAUAGUUAAGUGAUGUCAUACUUAUCUCUUGCACUGAUUAGACAAAGCAUCAGGAAGCAUACAGGUAUGUAAAGCUGUGUGAGGCUCAAAGUGUUCAUGAUCACUGUGAUGGUCUUCAGUAAACUCAUGCUCAGCAUAAGGUCCACACA